AUGUUGAUGAUGGAGGACGACGAUUUGGACGCUCAUCAGGUUGAUUCGGAUUUUGAACCACAAAGCCGGCCUCGCUCGUGCACUUGGCCGCUGCCGUGCCCGGAGGAUUUCCCGGCUGGACUCGAGGUCAGGGGGGGUCUUCCUCUGGCCAGCAUCAAGGUAGAACCAGAGGACAUACCGGCGUGCAGAGGGGGGAUCACCCCGGUUGAGCUCAAGCACCCGGCGGCUACAGGCGCGACGCACCCCUGUCUGGCCGAUGUGAGCGGACCGCUGCGCAAAGCCAAAUCCUCGCGGCGCAACGCGUGGGGGAACCAGUCCUACGCGGAUCUCAUUACACGCGCCAUUGAGAGCACCCCGGAAAAGAGACUCACGCUGUCACAGAUCUAUGACUGGAUGGUCCGCUAUGUGCCCUACUUCAAGGAUAAGGGCGACAGCAACAGCUCUGCCGGCUGGAAGAACUCUAUCCGGCACAACCUGUCUCUUCACACGCGAUUCAUCCGGGUCCAGAAUGAGGGAACAGGCAAAAGCUCAUGGUGGAUGCUGAACCCAGACGGGGGAAAGAUGGGCAAAGCACCACGGCGCCGGGCUGUUUCCAUGGACAACAGCACGAAAUACCUGAAGAGCAAAGGCCGCAUCAGGGGCAAGAGAGUGGGUCGCCCUGGUAUUGGAGCUGGAGCUGGUGUAGUAGGACUCCAAGGAUCACCUGACCGAGGCAGUCCUCCUCAGAAAAUUCUUCAAGGUUCAGUAGUAACUUCAACUGAUGGGGAAUUUGAUGCUUGGACAGAGCUCCACUCGAGAGCCAGUUCUUCUGCCUCAACGUUAAGCGGACGUCUGUCACCAAUCCUCGCAGAAGGAGAAGCAGGAGAACCCGAGGAGGGGGUUCUGUCUUGCUCUACUUCCCCGCACCUUUACCCCUCACCGACCAGUGCCCGCUCUCCAUCAAUGGGUGCUGUAAACCACUGUCCGUCCUUGGAGCAGCUGCCGCAACUUGCCAGUCUAACCGGCGCCAUUAGCCUGGAUGAGCAGCUAAUGGAUGAUUACCAUCACCAUCAUUCACAGCAGCACCACUCAUCUGUUGGGCGUCAUAAGCACCAAAGCCCAGUCUACCACUACAGCCCUGCAGUGAAGGGCUCUUACAGUGCUGGUGUUUAUGGAGGAACUGGCAUGAGUAUGUUGCGGCAUCAUUCACCCAUGCAGACCAUUCAGGAGAACAAGCCUGCCAGCUUUUCUGGAACAAUGCGGGCGUACUCCAGCACAAAUGCUCUUCAAAGCCUUCUAACGUCAAAUGGGCAGUACUGUUCUAAAGACAUGAUGUUAGGACAGGAAAGAGAGAGCCACUCGAUGAUGAGCCAAACUAGCAAUGGAAUUGGCUCCAACCAUCACAAUCACCACAACGGUCACCUCAAUGGCCACAGUCACAACCAUAACGGACCUCAUAGCCAUAGCAGAACUCACAGCCAUACACCCAACCACAGCUCACCUCACAGCCUGGCUCACAACGGUCACGGCCUGAGUCAGAGCCACACGCCGCCUCAGGCACAAGCUCUGGCCCCCAGAGGCAGCAACAAUCAGCUGCACACCUACAACCACAAAGCCCCAUACUUGUACAGUCCCCCAUCACACGCACAUCUCCCAGCCACCACCACGCUCCCCCCCAACCCUGCAGGCAUGCUCGGUAUGCCCCAGGACUCCUGCCACGUGGCUGCUGCCCCUCAUCCACGGCAUAGUCAUUACUCGGACCAUCAACACCAAGGCAUUUCAAAUGGACAGUACCACCAUGGUCAGGGCAUGGGGGGCAGUGGGCACAGCAGCUACCAUAACUAUGACCAACACCUCCCACACGAGAGACUACCAGCGGACCUGGACAUUGACAUGUUCCACGGGAGUCUAGACUGUGAUGUGGAGUCAAUUCUCCUCCAUGAUAUCAUGGACUCUGGGGAGGAGAUGGACUUUAACUUUGACUGCUCACUGGCCCAGGGGGUGGGAAUUGGGAUGGGCAUGGGGAUGGGUGUGACUAUGGGAAUGGGCAUGAGCGGAUUGGGAGGACCACAACAAGCUCACAGUAACCAGAGCUGGGUGCCUGGUUAA
Messenger RNA from Knipowitschia caucasica, 2088 nucleotides. The record is from the annotation of a GenBank genome assembly. NCBI's taxonomy places the organism in Eukaryota, Metazoa, Chordata, Actinopteri, Gobiiformes, Gobiidae.